Lichtheimia ornata is the source of this 1131-nucleotide messenger RNA. RefSeq lists its product as uncharacterized. The record is from RefSeq and is a predicted model, not a curated record. The transcript is spliced from 7 exons. The coding region runs from base 1 to 1131 and encodes 376 amino acids. Gene Ontology annotation, molecular function: flavin adenine dinucleotide binding; oxidoreductase activity, acting on the CH-CH group of donors. NCBI's taxonomy places the organism in Eukaryota, Fungi, Mucoromycota, Mucoromycetes, Mucorales, Lichtheimiaceae.
AUGCCUGAACUAAAGGUCUUCACUCGCGACGAAGUGGCCAAGCACACAUCUGAAAAUGAUGCAUGGAUUAUCAUUGAUUGUGAGGUUUAUGAUAUCAGCAAAUUUGCUGCCAUGCAUCCAGGUGGAGAAGCUCUUUUGCUCGAAUACGCUGGCAAGGAUGUAACUGACGAUUUCUAUGGAUUGCAUCGCCAAGAGGUGUUGAUCAAGUAUGCUCCUCGCUUGAAGAUCGGCACCAUUGCAAACGAGACGCCCCAGAUUGCUCUUCCUGCUCCUGAUGCCAUUUCCAAGGUUCCCUAUGCCGAGCCAAGCUAUUGGAUGGGAUUCAAGAGCCCCUAUUUCAAUGAAAGCCAUACCCGUUUCCGCAAGGCCAUGCGUACCAUCUAUGCCGAUGUCAAGCCCGAUGCUAUUCUUGCUGAGGAGAUGAACCAAGCACCUACCCAGGAAUUAUACAAGAUGCUUGGUGAGGAAGGUGUAUUGGCAUCCCAAAUUGGUCCUGGCCCAUGGCUCAAGGGAUUGAAACUUCCUGGUGGUAUCAAGCCUGAAGAAUUUGAUUAUUUCCACGAGAUGAUUGCUCAUGAAGAAACUGCUCGCUUGGGCACACCUGGUUUUGCCGAUGGUAUUUCGUCUGGCUAUAGUAUUGGUCUGCCUCCAGUCUUCAACUUUGGCCCCAAGCAUCUUAAGAAACGUGUGGUACCUGAAGUCUUGCUCGGUCGCAAACGUAUUUGUCUUGCAAUCACUGAGCCUUAUGCAGGAUCAGAUGUUGCCCGUCUUCGCACUACAGCCAAACGUACUCCUGAUGGCAAGCACUUUAUCGUCAAUGGCGUCAAGAAAUGGAUCACCAAUGGUACCUUUGCCGAUUAUUUCAGCGUAGCUGUGCGUACCGAAAAGGGCAUCACCAUGUUGUUCAUUGAGCGUGGAGAAGGUCUCGAAACUAAGGGCAUCAAGACUUCCUAUUCAUCGGCUGCUGGUACCUCGUACAUCACUUUUGAAAACGUCAAGGUUCCUGUCGAGAACAUCUUGGGUGAAGAAGGCAAAGGCUUCCAAGUCAUCAUGUACAACUUCAAUCACGAGAGAUGGUACAUUUGCUGUGCUAUCAUUGCUGGUACACGUUCCAUCGUUGAAGAAUGGUAA